GUGGAGUGGUCGGACGGCCACGCCAGUCGCUUCCACGCCAUGCACCUCCGCGCGUGGUGCACGUGUCCGCAAUGCCAGCACAGCACGGGCCAGCGCCUCGUCAACAUUUCCGACAUCCCCACCAACCCUGUCAUCCAGCGCCUAGCCGUCACAACGGACGGCCUCGCGAUUGAUUGGGACGACCAUCACAGUGUCUUUGCGCCAGCGUACGUGCGGUCGCUCUGCCACUCGAACCACGACAAGCCCAACCCGGCCACGCGCCCGACGCCGUCAACGACGCCUGUGACGCCGAUCGAGCACGACGCCAUCUUGAGCGAGGACGGCAUGCUGACGCUCCUCGAGACGAUCAUGACGUCUGGAUACGCGCUCGUACGCAACGUGCCGUGCGAUGCUGGCGAAGUGCAGCGGUUUGCCGAGCGGAUUGCCCCGAUCUCGCACUCGUGCCUCUACGGCUCUGUCUUUGACGUGGUCGCCGAGCACGACCCGGUCAACAUUGCGUACACGGCCGAGCGUCUCAAGCUGCAUUUGGACCUCGCGUACUACGAGUCGCCGCCGGGCCUGCAAUUUCUGCACGCCCUGCGCUUUGAUACGACGGUCGCGGGCGGCGAGUCGACGUUUCGCGAUACGUUUGACGCAGCGGCGACGCUCAAGGCGCGGCACCCAGAGCACUUUGCCACGCUCACGCGCGUGCCUGCGACGUUCCAGAAGAUCCAUUUGCACCGCGCGUCGCCCGCCAUCAUGGAGUACCAGCGGCCGCACAUCACGCUCGACCACCACGGCGAGGUCAACGGCGUCUUUUGGAGCCCGCCGUUCGAGGGCCCGUUGCGCAUCGCCCAAGGUGACGUGGAAGCCUACUACGCUGCGUACCGGGCGUUCGAAGCCAUCAUUGAGCGCGAAAACGUGAUCGAAUUCAAGCUCGCGCAAGGCGACCUCGUCGUCUUCAACCAACGCCGGAUGCUGCACGGCCGCGAGGCGUUCCAGCCCACGUCCGACGGUGUCCGGCACCUGCAAGGCACGUACGUCAACAUUGACGACUACUCGUCCAAGUACGAAGCGCUGCGCUACAAGCUCACGGGCACGCGAGGCGCGCGCCGCCUUGGCAACCAAAACCACCUCUAACGUUGUAGCAGCACUACACUUGUGUCUUAAGCAAUCUUUUUGUUGGCCAGCUUGCUCGCGGUUUCCAGCCUGCGCUUCAAGUUGCGCUCGCG
Molecule: messenger RNA, 1211 nt
Organism: Saprolegnia parasitica CBS 223.65
Lineage: Eukaryota; Oomycota; Saprolegniomycetes; Saprolegniales; Saprolegniaceae
Exons: 8
Coding region: 40-1119 (359 amino acids)
Biological process (GO): carnitine biosynthetic process
Cellular component (GO): mitochondrion
Molecular function (GO): oxidoreductase activity
Source: RefSeq, a predicted model, not a curated record